Messenger RNA from Saccoglossus kowalevskii, 911 nucleotides. RefSeq lists its product as uncharacterized. Lineage: Eukaryota; Metazoa; Hemichordata; Enteropneusta; Harrimaniidae. The record is from RefSeq and is a predicted model, not a curated record.
AUGGAAAUGAUGGCCUGUGCUUCCUCUGAUAUUCCUCAUUAUGAACACUGUUUGAAUGGAGUCAGAAAUAAUUCCAUCAAGAGAAAACGAACUGCUGAGGAUGAGACAGACAGCUGGACCAGUAACAAUACCCCACUGUCUCAUUUCAGAGGCAGGAAGUUUAUUCCCCUGAAAGGUGGUUCUGCAGUUUUCCAUUCAGAGGAUGUGAAGAACAAAGAAGAGACCCUGUAUCUACCGCUACAAGAUGAUAUCCUACUUAACACAAACUCCAUGGAACAAAUCAGUUUUAAUCAGGGUUCAUAUUUCAUAGGAGAUGAGAUGGGGACUUAUGUUAAGUCAGAAAAUGGGUACGUGGUCAAUUUGUGGCGAUACGAUGGUGAUCAACGGCGGCUAUACAUUGCAAGAUCCUUAUUAUUUACGAAUUUACAGACGUUCAUAGAAAUAAAGACUGUUCUAGAAAACAUUUAAUAUAUACGGUUCAAAUUUAGGAAUACUUCAUAAGCAAAAAUGAUUUGAAACCACAAUUCAAGUAUAGUUUUACUUAGUGAUUAUCAUAUUACUGUAUUUGCUCUAUUAGAAGCAGCACAUAUAAACCAAAAAUUGUGUGUUGUAUACUGAAUAAUUAUAAUAAUUAUAAUUAUUUUCUCCCAUAGAAACCAUAGAGCCUCUAAAAGAUAUAGGUCUAUGUAGAAACACACUGUAAUACAAUCUAAUUAAGCAAAUACAGUUACAUGUACAUACUGUAUAACCAUUUAUUUUCAUACUACUUUGAUAUUUUGAGCAUACUCAUUAGUUUUGCCAGUGAACUAAUGAGUUCUAUUGUUAUUUUAACAUGUUCACAUGGAUUGAUUCUACCGGUAGUGAAUUUAGUGAAAAUAGCAAAAUUAAAAAACAAGUGAAUUGUUAAUACA